Messenger RNA from Sphaeramia orbicularis (orbiculate cardinalfish), 4438 nucleotides. Its product is annotated as supervillin-like. NCBI's taxonomy places the organism in Eukaryota, Metazoa, Chordata, Actinopteri, Kurtiformes, Apogonidae. The record is from RefSeq and is a predicted model, not a curated record.
UUGUUUUUGUCUCUUCAUCUCCUCUUAAGCUGCUUCCUUUUUUCAGUCCCACACACCUACUCAGUCUUUGCAUCUGCUUCACUUUCCUUUCCUUUUCUUGCUGCCUGACUUUGUUGCCAAAAUGUAUCGGAACCCGUGGAUUUCCAACUACCUGAGUCAUGUCAAGUUCUGCAGCCAAGGACUUGGCAGUGACCCCUCCAUCAGUGACCCCCCCAUCAGACUUGGUCGUCCCAGACUGCUCCAGAACAGAGCACUCAGCUUCCAGAAAGAAUUCUCAUUUGACGAAAAAGACGACCCAGCCAAAAGUACCAAGGAUAUAGAUGUUAGUCUGUUGGCCAAUCUCCCCAAAGUCUCUGAAUUGAGGAAACGAUUUGAAGGCAUCACGACAAGUGCCAGUGACUGGGAAAUGAACAGGAAGGAGCGUAUUGCUCGUCGGUUGGAGGGCAUCGAGGGCGAGGUGCACCCAUCUCUUUUGCCUAGUUUGGUGGCCAACCGGCUCCUGGAGGAGGAUAUGCCUCGAUACACCAGGGCCUCUGACCCCGGUGAGCCUUGUGGUAUGACAGUUCAACGGUAUGGAAUGGAGGGACUGGAAAACUCAGAAAUGCUGCUGACAUCUCCUGAGCGACAGCCAAGAAGCCGAUGCAGACCUGACCCUCAGACCUCCAUCCAUCUAGAACAGGUCUACCGGUCCAGCUCCAACACUAGUGCCCCAGAGAUGGAGUCCAAAGCUGAACGGAUUGCCCGUUACAAAGCGGAGCGGCGCCGGCAGCUGGCAGAGCGCUAUGGCAUCUCUUUGGAUCAGGAGCCAGAUUUGGAUUACUCUUCCCGCUACACUCGCCCACGGAAGGAGUCAGACAGCACCGAGAGGCGCCACCGAGCGGAUUCACUAGGAGAGGAAGGGAGAGCUAUUACCCUGAGCCCCUACACCUCCGACACCUCCAACACCUCCGCCACCAGCCCAAGGGCUGGACGCACAGCGGCCCAGCUCGGCCACUCUGAGCUCACCUCUGAAUCAGGCCGAUCUAGGGUCGACUCGUUCUCUGAGAGGGAGAGGCUGAUGAACCUGGAGAAUCAACGCAGAGCUGCGCCUCCUGAGCCACCGUCCUCCUCCUCAUACAUGGAUGUGGUAUCACUGUCCCCUUGUUCCAGGAUGUCCUCCAAGGACCACACGGUCACAGCGGUGCCGCCCAGUUCACCCAAACUGAGCAGGCCCCAUUCCCUGUCCUCCCCUAAACAUGGGGUUUCUCCUGGGGACCUGUUCAUGGAGCAGCAGGCCCACAGCAUCCUCAGCAGGCAGGGUGCAAGGGCCAAACUGAGCACUGAUUGGUUCCUGCAGACCGAUGCUGAGGGCGACACCCACUCCCUCAUCAACUGGCCGUCAAGAAUCAGAGUUAGGGAGAGGCUGGCCAGGGAGGAGGGCCGCCACAGAAGCCCUGAGCUGGGAACUGGUACCGAAGCCCCAGUGUACCGCAGACCGCUUCAGCACCCGGCAACACGGUACCACGCUGACCCACCAGGACCCCAGGGCCACUCACACCCCCUCCAGCCCCCCCAGGCUCAGGCCACCCGGUCUGGAUCAGCAGGAGGACAAGAGGGUGGUGGUUAUCCCAGUUACUUAUCCAUGACCUCUGGUCCCACAUUCAGAACUGGGCAACAGCAGAACCAAGAAGAAGACGACGAAGACUGCGAGGAUGUAAAGACUGAAGGCCUUCUGAGGAGCAGGAAAGCAGUGCUGCCCUCAGAGAUCUGCCGCAGGGAGAGGAUGUUUGAAGACCCUCACAGAGGGAUGGAUGGAGGAGGAGCAGGGGGUGUCCAGGUCCAGAGGACGGAUGGAGGAGGAGCAGGGGGCGUCCAGGUCCAGAGGACGAAUGGAGGAGGAGCAGGGGGCGUCCAGGUCCAGAGGACGAAUGGAGGAGGAGCAGGGGCGUCCAGGUCCAGAGGACGGAUGGAGGAGGAGCAGGGGGUGUCCAGGUCCAGAGGACGGAUGGAGGAGGUGCAGGGGGUGUCCAGGUCCCAGAGCUUCAGCCCAGCAGAGGACGCUUCCAGGGGACAUCUGCAGGCACCGGAGAACAGGCCCAGUUACAGCCAUAGAGGGGGGGCAGCUGGCACCAUCCAGGCCAGAGCUGCACCUGCAGACCCGUCCAGCACAGAUCCACCAGGGCCUGUUCACAGGAACCUGCAGAACCAAAUCCAGGAACACCAGCAGGUCAUGGAAGGGGACACCCUCAGGCCCCAGGACACCAGAGUGUGUGUGGCCCAGCUCCGACAGUCCUACAUGGAGAGCACCAGCACCCCCCCAACCAGCCGCAGGACCGGCACCCCCCCAACCAGCCACUGGACCCAACUGGACCAGGUCCUGGACCCAGUCCUUGCAUGGUUUUACCCUCCAGUGAAGCUGGGGGGGGGGCUUGGGUCCCCAUGGAGAGGGGAAAGGGACAGGGGACGCAAACCCAGGUAAUAUGUCAGUCCAGGAGAGAGUAGAAAGACCUGUGAGAGGUUUAGGACACAGACCACCACUACAGCUGAGCGUCAGGACACUGAAAGGUCCUGUGUCAGUUCGGACUUCGCUUCCACAGAGGCUGAUGAAGAAAAGCUGGAUGAUCGGGCCAAGCUGAGUGUAGCAGCCAAACGCUCCCUGUUCAAGGAACUGGAAAGGGGCGUGGAUGGCUCAGCCCCUAAGCCUCGGUCCAGGAACGCCGCCGUGGACCGGAGGCUCAGACGGACUCAGGACCGCUCCAGGACUCAGCCGGUCACAACCCAGGAGGUGGUCAUCGCUGCCACUCUGCAGGCCUCCUCCCAGCAGGCCUGGGAGGCUCAGAGCUCCAGGCAGCCUUCAGCCAUGGGAACACAGGACCCAGACCCAGAGCCUGAACCAGAGCCUGAACCAGAGCCUGAACCAGAACCAGAACCAGAGCCAGGGACUAGAGGAGCCGAUCUGUGCACCCUCAGCCUGGAGAAGAUGGCGCUGUUCAACCGCCUGGCCCAGCCUCCCUCCAGGGUCACCCUGACCAGGGGGGACAGUCGACAGCGCAGGACCAACGCCCGCUACCCAGACCCAGCCCAUUCACCCUGGGGUGACCUGCAGCAGUUCAUGUUCACGUCAGCCGUUUAUCCUGACGUGUCAGCGAGCAGGAUGUGUGGAUGCAUGACGAUGAUGAAUGCAUUUGAGCAAGGCAUGAAUGACGCCUUUAUGGAGAAGACCAGAACUAAAGCAGUUCCUGAUCAACAGAUACUUCAGAACGGGGGCUCUGGGCUGGGACGUGUCCCCUGUUCGUCAUCAGAAGGGACAGUGUCCACCCAACACGCUGGAGACAUCCAUAUAACCAGAGCAACCCCCACCCAUACCCACCCCCCCCAGCUCAGACGGGCCUGUGCCCCCUUCAACCUUGAGGUCCCAGGACUACCCCCAGAGCGGACAGGAGAGGAGGGUGAGUUCGACGAUGACGAGGAGGAGGAGGAGCUGAUGAGGCUGAUCAGAGGGAGAGGAGACAGAAGUGGACACAAGGUCCAGGAGGACAACAUCUGCCAGCAGGACAGGCCCCAGGGCCGGACCACCGCCUGGGGGAACACCGGACCACCGCUGAGACUCCAGUGUGGUAACAUCGAGGGCAGUGGGGUGUGUCGUCCUUCGGCAGCAGGCGUCCACGAAGACGAAGAGUGGGAGGAGGACUGGAGGAACAGGAUCAAUAAGAAGCAGGAUGUGAGUGAUGAGCACACUCAGCUUUGGGAGGCGGAGCCUAGUUUCACCAAGGAGCCGCUCUUUGCCUCUACUUUCUCUCCUCUUCCUCCUGAGCUCCUUUCCGUUCUUCCUCUGACGAUGCAUCCAGUCAGGUCCCCAGAUGUCCCAGACCUACACAGGUGGAGGACAGACACCCCUGGAGACGGAAGAAAACAUCUGAUUCUGAUGUGGACGUCAGCAGAUGGACGCCCACAUGUCCAUCCAGGACGGUCAGCAGAUGGACGCCCACAUGUCCAUCCAGGACAGUCAGCAGAUGGAUGCCCACAUGUCCAUCCAAGAUGGUCAGCAGAUGGACGCCCACAUGUCCAUCCAGACAGGAAGCAGCUGAUCGUGGCCCAAGAAGAGGCGUGGAAAUCCAAAGGCCACGGAGCCGCCAAUGACUCCGCCCAGUUCACUGUGGCCGCCCGCAUGGUCAAGAAAUGUCUGGCUCCUCCCUCUUCCCUCCUGUCGACAGUUCCGUCCAAACCCAAAGCCAACUGCCCUGCUGUCUUCAAACCACAGGAAGAGAUCAAAGCCAUCCCAGAUCUGAACCUGGAGUCGGACUUGAAACUGGAUAAACUGGAAUCAUUCCUUGGAAAGCUCAACAGUAAAGGGUGGAGAGAGCAGGGGGCGUGGCCAAGAGCAGGAGGCGUGGGCAGACCAGUAGGCGUGGGCAGACCAGGAGGCGUGGCCAACAUCAACCCAGAGCAGAGAUACUGA